AUGGCUGACGGCGGCGCAGUGACUAAUGGCCUCCAGGUAGUGGCAAACUUGCCGGAGGAAGUUCACUGGCUUUGCGAGAAGAUCGAACUUGGGCCUGGUGGGAAACAAGUGGAGUGCGAUGAAGACGAAACAUCUCGUCAAGAAGCCACGCUGCACGCCCUAAUGUUACUGUCAUUCGUCGACCAGGAGACCAACCAGAAUUGGCUGAAAGGCAGGAUCGCUGCACAGUUGGCACGGUGCGCUGCUUGUACGGCACAGUUCUACUGUCUAAAGCGCAGAUUCUACCAUCAAUUACUAGAAGAGCAUGACAAGGAAAACCUUGACCUAUUUUUCGGCUUUCUCGAGGAAUGGGACAUCGAACGCGUAUUGCCGGUUAUCAAGGAUGUCGUUCGGGAUAUUAAGAAAGCAGAAUCGGUAGACGCUUGGUACGAGAGGUUUCGAGGGAACAGAGCCCAGCGCAAUGCAGUCUACGAGUGUUUUUGUAGUCCGGAAGUUCUUCGAAAUGAAGAACUCAGAUCUUGUUUUGCCGAAAUAUGCAAGACGGGAAGGGUAACAGUAGAAGGACCUGCAAGAGGACUUAUCACCUUUCUCUCUGGCCAGCAGGAACCUUUCCGCACAGUGGUUGAGCAAUCGUGGAAGAUUAUGGGUCCUAAUUUUAAACCUCAAGAGUUUGAGUCCCACAUGUUGGAAGCACUAGAGGAGACUGUCCGGAAAGCAGAAACUGAGGGUGUUCCGGAGAAGCUGGUGCCAUUCUGGGCUGGAAUGGCUACGAUUGUAAAAAAUGUCAGUAAGGAGGUCAUUACAAAGACUAUCUGUGGAGCAAAGCAUGAUCCAAUUAAGUUGGCUAUAAAUCAUAUCUCCCUCCGCGCCCCAUAUCUACAUUCGUUACUUCGGUUUUACGAAUCCCUCAUGACGAAAUUAGGUGGUGAAAUCUGGGAUGUUGUUUCGCCUCUUACUUCUUCGACAUUUGCAGAUAUUCUGCUUGUCGAAGAUAAGUAUUCCGAACUCCUCCGCAACAUUCCCCAGGAUGAGAGUGGUGAAUUGCGAAUUCUGGACUUGACCAAAUGGAUGUCGUCGUUUGUCGGUAGUAUACGACCCCUUCAGCGACCUACUAGCGCUACACCGCUUCUCCGACAGCUUUUCAAGGAGCAUAGUUUGCCGCCCUUAUCCCGAGGCAUCUGCUGGAAAGAAGGGAUGAAGGUUUUAAGUUUAACCUUGAGUGGUGUUCAUUCCCAUUCAAGCACGCUCGAGGGGGAAGCCGACCGCAUUAUCCUACGACAGGCAAAUGAACUCUUUAACGAACAUCUUAAUAUAGUAAUUCAGGUCGCGACCUCUUCAAUGGAGUACGAGGAUGCGCGCAUGGGAUUGCAUAUGUCAAUGGCUCGAGAUGCCGCCAUAGAGACCUUGACAUCGGCCUUGAAGCUGGAUGUCAAGGUUGUAAUGACAGACUAUGCCAGCCUGACGAAGAAGAAACCAGAGCUACCUGUCACAGAGACAACAGUCAGGGACGAGCUUUGGAGAAGUGUUUGCGAAAGAUUUCCCCGGGAUAACAUCCACUUUGGCCGCCAAAUAUUGACGGUUCUGCAAGAACUGAUUAUGCUUGAGAAGGUUUAUAUCAGUAACUCGGACCAAGAUGAUCUGAAGAACAGAAAGACAAAGUUCAACGAAGUGAUAACCACUCUACAAGGACGACUUCACGAAUAUUUCCAGGCACUGAGUCGCUUCACACCCUAUAAUAUCAAUCAGGUUCUCUCACAGGAUAGCGCCCAACUUACUUUCUUUACUGGUAUAAUUUCUCCGAUAGACGAUGUUUCUUUUGCAGCGGAAGACAGUCUUCUUCAAGCCUAUGGUGUAGAAGAUAAGAACGAAGCUCUUCGAGCCAUGCUGAAGGCCGAUUUUCGUGUGACCAUAACGGCACUUUCCGACCUUGGACGACAGCUGCAAAAAGUGACAACGUUUUCUCUGAUGCCCAAGAUGAUCAAUUUUAGUUCGAUCGUGCUGGAUGUCCUAUGUGAUCGGUAUGAUGGUGUCAUCGUAAAACAAAAUCUUGAGGGAUGGCAGAAGACUACAUUAAGGAUAUACUGGGAUGUACAAUGGAGGUGGCUUGGGAAUAUUUUCAAACGAGUAAGAAGGUGGGCGUUUUUCGUCGAUAAAGAAGUCAUGAUCGAGUUUACUCGAGAUGCUAUGGACUACGCAGAUAAUCUUUUCAAUCGGUAUUGGACAUUCGAACAGGCACUGAGAGCCAAUAUGUCUGAGCUUGAUGUCAGACCAGGUGCCAAUAAAGAUAUUAGCUGGGGGGUAAAGCUUCUUCAAGACGCCUCAAGAACGCUUCAUCCUCUCGCUGGUAUCUUGACCAUACAAGAUCCGCAUCUUUUAAGUACUUGUCAAGCCUUGAUGUGCAAGAUAUUGAAGCUUCUAGAGCAACAGGGCGUCGAGAUUUCAGAUGAUUAUUUUACCACAAUGAGAAAGUAUAUCUACCCCCAAACACUACCGGAAUACGACCCGUCAGCCCCCCCUACAACAAAUCUCAGUGAAGUACAAAAGGCAGAGCUCUCAGUCGCCGUGACCAAGAUCCGCCCCGACUUCAUUCCCGAUGAAGUCAAACCCACUGUGGUUGAAAUUUCAGACGAUGACUAUGGUGAUAUCUCAGAUGACGAAAUGAUACAGGCGGUGGAAGAGGUGUCCCGAAAGAAGACUGUGCACAAGCAGACCCAGCUUCAAUUUCCAACUACUACGGUCCGACCUGCCGACGCCGCUAGAUCUUAUAAGCCGCCUGUAAAACCAUCGGCAACACAAUCGAAGGCUAGUGCACUCAGAGUAGGUGCUGCGAAAGAUGCGACUCGUGGGGGUAUUCCUGAUGAUUUUCUCAUCAAACGAAAAGCCGCAAAAGCCGCUGAUGCUGCUAGAAAGGCGGCGUUGGCAGCAGAGAAGGCCAAGCGAGCUGCUACCACUGUCGUUGAAGAUUCUUCUUCGGAUGAAUCCUCUGAAGAUGAGGGCGGUAAUUCUUUGUUCAAGCUCGGCAAUGCUGUUCAAAGGUCAACGAGGAUUGUACAUGAUCUAAAUUUGGGUACUUCACUUAAGCCGAGAGCUCAAAUAAACCGAGUGACAGGGCCAACUCGCCGAGUUAAGGACAACCGAGCUCGAGUUGCACCGGAUUUGUCGCCUCUUUAUAAACAAAUACUCAAAUGGGAGGCUUUUCACGAAGAUCCUUUUCCUCCUGGUUUGAGCAAACAGGACUAUAUAUCUGUUGCAAAGUCAUUUGCUUCAUAUGAGGCUUACCGUAAAACCUUCGAGCCACUUCUGCUACUCGAGGCUUGGGUAGGAUUUCAGAAAUCAAAGGAGGAGAUCCCUCCAAAUUCCGCAUCCCUGGAAGUAAAGUUAGUUUCGAGAAUGCGGGCAGACAACUUUGUGGAACUCGAGACCACCGUCGCAAAUAUGGACGACCGCUCUCGGUGGCAAGAAUCAGACAUUGUUUUGUUGUCCGUCGAUAAAAGGCCUCUAUCGUCCACAGACAAGCCUCAUUGCCUUGCAAGGGUGCACAGUAUCAACAGAAAAUUCACGGGUGCUCCAGUAUGUGAGGUUCAGCUCCGAUGUGAUCCUUCGCCUUCGAUGAUGCAGAAUCAUAUGCGUAAUGGGGGCACUCUUUAUGCUGUUAAGAUCAUGGGAUUGGUUCCCCUCGAGAGAGAGUACUCCGCCAUGAUGUGUCUACAAUAUUAUGAUCUUGAACAUGAGAUCAUCAAUGCUAAGCCCGCUGAACUUGAAGAACCAACGGAGGUGCAGGUCAAGCGCACGAAAAACCUGUAUACUGUAAAUGAGCCUCAGGCACGUGCUAUCAUUUCUGCCAUAAAGAAUACUGGUUUUACAUUGAUUCAAGGUCCACCUGGUACAGGGAAAACUAAAACUGUUAUCGGGAUUGUUGGAGCUUUAUUGACACCAGGGACCACUGGGGCAACAGCGAUAACGGUACCCGGAGUUCAGAGUAAACCUAGCUUAAAAACAUCUUCAAAAAAGAUUUUGGUUUGUGCACCCAGCAACGCAGCGGUUGACGAAUUGGUUAUUCGUUUCAAGAAAGGUGUGCGAACCACAAAGGGGGAAGACAUAAUUCCAACAAUUGUUCGUAUCGGCAGAUCAGAUGCGAUCAAUUCUACUGUAAGAGAUGUUACGCUCGAGGAGCUUAUCGAACGCAGAAUGGCACCAACAACAGAGAGUUCGAAAGGCAAAAAUACGGACAUGGAAGAGUUGAGGAAAAAACAUACGCAGCUUAUGGAAGAGCGUGCUACUAAGCAGACACAGAUGGAUGAUGCUCGCUCGAAAAAGGUGGAACCACCUGCAGGCUUACAAGCUGAAAUCGAUAAACUUAGCGCCACAAUUCGUGAGCAGAGAAGAGCGCUUGAUGCAAAGCGAGACCAAAAAAAGGAGAGUAGCAGAAAUGCAGAGGUGUUGCGACGCCGUGUGCAGCAGGAAAUCAUGGACGAAGCGCAGAUAAUUUGUGCAACUUUAAGUGGGAGCGGGCAUGACAUGCUGCGUAAUGUGAAUGUCGAUUUCGAGACUGUGAUAAUCGAUGAAGCAGCUCAAUCAGUGGAAUUGAGUGCACUCAUCCCUCUCAAGUUUGGGUGCGAAAAGUGUAUUCUCGUUGGAGAUCCCAAACAGUUGCCCCCUACCGUCCUGUCCCGCGAAGCUGCAAAAUUCUCUUACGAGAAGAGUUUGUUCGUUCGCAUGCAAGAAAACUAUCCAAAGAACGUACAUCUUCUGAGUAUUCAGUACCGAAUGCACCCUAUGAUUAGCGCUUUCCCCUCAAAGCAAUUUUAUGAUUCCGAGCUUGAAGAUGGGCCAGGCAUGAAGGAACUGAGAACAGAGCUGUGGCACAACAGCAAUCUAUUCGGUCCAUACCGGUUUUUCAACGUGCAAGGUCGAGAAUCUACCGGUGGACGGACAUCUCUUGUCAAUCACAUGGAAAUUGACAUGGCCUUCGCCCUUUUUGACCGUCUGACAAAAGAUUUCACGGAAAUUGACUUUGAUGGGAAAGUCGGGAUAAUAACCCCAUAUAAACAGCAACUCUUUGAGUUGAAGAGGAGAUUUCAGAGGCAGUAUGGUGAACGGAUUGUGGAUACUAUCGAUUUUAACACCACAGAUGCAUUCCAGGGAAGGGAACGUGACAUUAUCAUUUUCUCUUGUGUGAGAGCUUCUCCCGAAGGUGGUAUUGGUUUCUUGAGCGAUAUUCGCCGUAUGAAUGUCGGUUUAACCAGAGCGAAAUCCUCGCUCUAUGUCUUGGGAAAUGCAAAUUCCUUAAUCAAAAAUAGAUUAUGGGGAGCGUUGGUGAAGGAUGCCAAGGAUAGGGGGGUGUUUACAGAGGCUCAUCAAUCUAUGUUCACAAACUCGGCUAGGGGGAGUAAGGGUGUUGCAAGCAAACCAGCUAUUGCAGGUAGGAAUGGACCGAAUCAGGCGCCCCGGAAUGUUGCACCAGCAGCGCAUGCCCACCAUGAUCCUAUGGAUAUUGAUGAGCCGUUGCCGUUGCCAGUGUCACGACCUCGACCUAACCAACGUCCAGGGCCGAACUACCAUCCACAAGCACCGAAUCCGCCUCGGGGUAUCUGCACAUCGUGCGGGAAGCCCGGCCACGGGCCGGGUAAUUGUCACCAAGGCCGCACUCACCAGAGUAGUCAGAACCCUCGAGCACCAACACAAAGUACUAGUAAUACACAUGACGUCCGUAUCCCCCCGAUCAAAACGUCGACAGAGCCACCAAAGCCCAUACAACCCCCAAAGAGAACACAUUCCUUUGAUGCAAAUGCCGAUGGAGCAAACAAACGACCGCAAUUUACCGGAUCUCUACCAGCUCCUGCUCCCAAGGGGCCACACCCACUACCCCCAAGGCCCAUGAGGAAAAAGGACGAUGAAAGUGGUGUCUUCCUCAAGCCUAAGAGACGAAGAAAGGGGAAUGCUAGCGCCUCCGGAUCUAAUGAUAGGGCAAAUGACAAUCAUCCGAAGACAGAAAAGAAGUGA
Molecule: messenger RNA, 6003 nt
Organism: Morchella sextelata
Lineage: Eukaryota; Fungi; Ascomycota; Pezizomycetes; Pezizales; Morchellaceae
Exons: 10
Coding region: 1-6003 (2000 amino acids)
Biological process (GO): termination of RNA polymerase II transcription
Cellular component (GO): nuclear body
Molecular function (GO): helicase activity; transcription termination site sequence-specific DNA binding
Source: RefSeq, a predicted model, not a curated record